This is a messenger RNA of Rodentolepis nana, 258 nucleotides long. The record is from the annotation of a GenBank genome assembly. Lineage: Eukaryota; Metazoa; Platyhelminthes; Cestoda; Cyclophyllidea; Hymenolepididae.
AUGCUUGCAAUGAAAUACGAUUCCAGGAUGGAAUAUUUGGCCAACACUUGGGUUAAAAAAUGUCAAUUCGUGCAUCCCACGAUCGACGAUGAAUUAUACCAGAACACUAGUCAAAAUCUUGCUAUAAGCUACGGUAACCCAAUUAUUGAUUUCCCGCAGUAUAUCGACCGUUGGCAUGAGGAGAGGAAGGAUUACGACUACAACAAGAACUCAUGCGCCUCCGGCAAAGUGUGUGGGCAUUAUACACAAGUAAGUUAG